Lottia gigantea (owl limpet) is the source of this 747-nucleotide messenger RNA. RefSeq lists its product as hypothetical. Lineage: Eukaryota; Metazoa; Mollusca; Gastropoda; Lottiidae. The coding region runs from base 1 to 726 and encodes 241 amino acids. Gene Ontology annotation, biological process: Wnt signaling pathway. The transcript has 6 exons. The record is from RefSeq and is a predicted model, not a curated record.
AUGCUAGCAAACUGUGAAGAUAAAUCCUGUAGCAGUAGUAGUGACGACGAUGAGGCCAGAAGACUUCAAGAGGCUGUGAUAGGCCUUGAGCAUGUUCCCAAGCCAUAUCCUAAUGGGAGUAGUCAUUCAAAGUCUGAUAAUAUUAAUUUUAACAAGAAAACAUCAAAGAGAAAUAAUUUAAAGACUGAUGAUACUAAAAGUAAUGAGUUGAAUACAACACCAGAAUUUAGAUUUUUUAUAGCUAAAAAGCUUGGAUCAUAUUUAGACAGUAUCACAGAAUUUCCAGAAGAUGAAAAUAUUAAGAAGGAUGCCAAAAUACCAAAACAAGAUGGUUUUCGAUUAUUUUCGGCGUCCUAUGGGGACUGGUUGACAGAAGAUGAGGUAGAGAAAAGAUCAAGUGUCAAACGCAAAAAGAAAAGGAAAAGCAGCUCAAGUGAAAGUGGAGAAGAUGAAAGACUGAUGGAAGCUGUUAUACCUGAUGACUUUCUGAAAGACAUUGUAAAUAGUGUUUCUGAUCAUCCAUCAUCUCAAAAGGAUAAUAUUGAUAAACAUGGUGAAUUGCCCAGUGAAGAGACUGAUCAGUGCAAGAAUAAAAAACAUAAGAAAUGUAAACAUAAAACUAAAGACAAAGAAGACUCUUCUGUUUCACAUGAUUCACAGCAAGAUCUCAUUGAAAAGAGAAAACAUAAGGAAAAGAAGAAAAAACACAAAAGUUGCUCUGAAUAAACUAAUACUAUGAACUUUGUU